Messenger RNA from Saimiri boliviensis boliviensis (Bolivian squirrel monkey), 948 nucleotides. The record is from RefSeq and is a predicted model, not a curated record. NCBI's taxonomy places the organism in Eukaryota, Metazoa, Chordata, Mammalia, Primates, Cebidae.
AUGUCUCCUGAUAUUUUUUUGAAAGUCUUUGCUGAAUUUUUCCUCAUGGGAUUUUCGAAUUCCUGGGAUAUUCAGAUUGUACAUGCUGCUGUAUUCUUCUUAGUUUACCUGGUAGCUCUCAUAGGAAAUCUCCUAAUCAUCAUGCUUACCACUCUGGAUGUUCACCUCCAAACCUCAAUGUAUUUCUUUUUGAGAAACUUGUCUUUCUUAGAUUUUUGUUACAUCUCUGUCACAAUUCCAAAAUCUAUUGUCAGUUCCUUGACUCAUGAUACUUGCAUUUCUUUCUUUGGGUGUGCUCUGCAAGCCUUCUUUUUCAUGGACUUGGCGACUACUGAGGUAGCCAUCCUUACAGUGAUGUCCUGUGACCGCUAUGUGGUCAUCUGCCGGCCCUUACAGUAUGAGGUCAUCAUAAACCAAGGCGUCUGUAUAAGGAUGAUGGCAAUGUCAUGGCUCAGUGGGGUGAUCUGUGGAUUCAUGCAUGUGACGGCAACAUUCUCAUUACCAUUCUGUGGGCACAAUAGAAUACGUCAAUUUUUCUGUAAUAUUCCACAGCUCCUAAGCCUCUUAGAUCCCAAAAUAAUUACCAUUGAGAUUGGAGUAAUGGUUUUUGUUACAAGUCUUGUGAUAAUCUCCUUUGCUGUAAUUACUCUUUCCUACAUGUACAUUUUUUCAGUCAUCAUGAGGAUUCCUUCUAGGGAGGGUAGAUCAAAAACAUUUUCUACCUGCAUUCCACAUCUUGUGGUUGUAACACUCUUUAUGAUAUCCGGCAGCAUUGCCUAUGUGAAGCCAAUUUCAAAUUCUCCCUCGGUUCUGGCUGUUUUCCUGUCUGUGUUCUACACAGUUGUGCCCCCAAUCCUGAACCCUAUCAUCUAUAGUCUGAGGAACAGAGACAUGAAGGCAGCCCUGAGAAGGCAGUGUGGCUGCACAUACAGCAGUACCCUGCCCUGA